Messenger RNA from Penaeus vannamei (Pacific white shrimp), 1263 nucleotides. NCBI's taxonomy places the organism in Eukaryota, Metazoa, Arthropoda, Malacostraca, Decapoda, Penaeidae. The record is from RefSeq and is a predicted model, not a curated record.
AUGAAAAGGACUCGUGUGACCUGGUUCAUGAUCGUCAUAACAUCUUAGGAACGCCAUUUGUGGCUGAGGACAGUGGGAGCAAGUGUUCAUCAGAUGGGAAUCAGGCGAUGUAUAAGAGAAACUAUGAAAUUCCUCGUCGAUUGGAUGCCUCUGGCCCCACUCACGGACGAGGAACUCUGUAGCAGUAGAGUCGGUAUCAAGGAGGAGCUCAACGAUGGGGUCACCGAAGAGACAUGUCUGGAUAUUAAGGACGAACCACUGGAUUACGGAGAAGGGAUGGGGAUGGAAAUGAGCGACGGGAAAGUGAAAUCUGAGGGACUUUACUUUCAAAAUCUUCAUGACCUGAGACAUAAAUCGAAUGAAAAGGACUCGUGUGACCUGGUUCAGGAUGGUAAUGGCAACUUAGGAACGCCAUUUGUGGCUGAGGACAGUGGGAGCAAGUGUUCAUCAGAUGGGAAUCAGGCGAUGUACAAGGUAAGUCCUGAGGGGGAUAUACAAACAAAAGUGGAAGCAACAUUGAAACGUUAUGGAUGUGACGUGUGUGGCAAGAAAUUCUCUUCUCGGAGUAAGAUCGAAGUUCAUAUGAGAGUCCACACAAAGGAGAAGCCCUUCAUGUGUGAUAUUUGCAAUCAGACAUUUUUUGUGAAAGGGAAUCUAGUAAGGCACAUGAUGACAGUGCAUUCAAAUGAGAAGCCCUUCAGAUGUGAUACUUGCAAUAAGGCCUUCAAAUGCAAAAGUUAUCUUGUAAGCCAUGUCAGAAUGCAUACAAAGGAGAUUUGCUGUGAGAUUUGCAGCAAGGCUUUCAGACAAAAAACUAAUUUAGUGAAACAUAUGAGGGUACAUACAAAGGAAGAUCUAGUGAGACAUACAAGUAUACAUGUAAAAGAAAAGCCAUACAGCUGUGAGAUUUGCAACAAGGCUUUCUCAGACAAAAGGAAUCUAUCGAGACAUAUGAAAGUACAUACAAAAAAGAAGCAAUACAGCUGUGAGAUUUGCAUCAAGGCUUUCACAAUAAAGGAAGAUCUAGUGAGACAUACAAGUAUACAUGUAAAAGAAAAGCCAUACAGCUGUGAGAUUUGCAACAAGGCUUUCUCAGACAAAAGGAAUCUAUCAAGACAUAUGAAAUCUAUUCUAGUGAGACAUAUAAGAGUACAUACAAAAGAGAAGCCAUAUAGCUGUGAGAUUUGCAUCAAAGCUUACUCAGACAAAAGGGAUCUAGUUAAACCAUUUCUGCUGUCACUUGUUACGGGUGAUCCAAAGUGA